AUGCUCUUCACAGCCACCAUCGCAAGCUGGCUUCUCGCAGCCAGCUCCGUCUACGCUUCCACCCCAGCCACAAGCUUGAAAUGGCACUGGCUCAACAAUCCCGGCGUUCAGCCCGUCUCCCCAAUCGGCCGCUCCAUCACCGUCCAAGUCCCUCCCGACACCGACAUCUGGCGCCCAGCCAUCUCCAAGCACAACUUCACGGCGCCGUACCUCUACACGACCGUCGCCAUCGCACACUUCCAGAGCGUCCAAGUCACCGUCACCGCACCCUGGAAGACGCUCUACGACCAGGGCGGCCUCGUGCUCGCCUUUCCAAACCGCCACAACCCCAACGCCACGCGCUUCAUCAAGGCAGGCAUCGAGUUCAACGACGGUGCCCCUGCGUUGGGCGUCGUCGCGACGGAUAUCCUCUCCGACUGGAGUCUCAGCCCCAUCACGGAGAAGCAGACGACGGCUGAUGCAAAGGCUACGAUCCUGGUGGAGAGAGACGGCACGGACGCGUGGGUGUAUGUGGUAGAGAAUGGAGGACAGACGAGGCGGGCGUUGAGACAGGUGACUUGGGCGUUUAACCAGGACGAUGGUCAGGGACUGGCGAGGGAGGUUGAGGUUGGCAUCUACGGCGCAAAGCCGACGGAGGAGUCGGGCGAGGGACAUGCGAGGGACAAGAUUGCUGUGACGUUCUCGGGAUUUGCACUCAACAUCGUGUGA
Trichoderma asperellum CBS 433.97 is the source of this 708-nucleotide messenger RNA. RefSeq lists its product as uncharacterized. The record is from RefSeq and is a predicted model, not a curated record. Lineage: Eukaryota; Fungi; Ascomycota; Sordariomycetes; Hypocreales; Hypocreaceae.